UUUAUUAUAACAAAAACCUAGCCGAGCAGAGAAAUAUCGAUAAUGCGUUGAACUCUCCACGCUCUAUGGCGAUCGUAAUAUGAAUCGAAUUAAAUGAAUAGCACGUCGUCUAACCGUAAAUGACUCGGGUACCUCGGGAUCGCUAAACCCGUACGGUAGCUAUGAUUAAAAAUUCAACAUAGCUACAGACCCUGAGGGUCGCCUAGACAAAGAGAUUCUAUGAUAUUAUUUGACUAUUAGUCAAAGAUAACAAUGGUGCCCAGACAGCUCGACCGUAUUUGCAACUUUUGCGUGCGUUGAACUGCGGAAAUUGGCAACUUGAAUUGUUUUCUUAGUUGACAUGGUGUAUAAUGGACCACACAGUACAAUCAAAGAAGGUUGACCAUGAUUUACUUUCACAGUCAUAUACGAGAGGUGUUGAAAGAUUAACAGGACUGCAAACUAGUACGUAUGGUUUAUCCUCUAAAGUUUUACAAAACAGGCAGAAAUUUUGGAAUAAGUUAUUUCUCAAGUACACAGGACAUGUAUCAGAUGAAACUGGAACCGACGACGCAAACAUUGCCGUGCCUAUAAAAAAGUCAUUAAUGUCUAUACAGUAUUGGGUAAAUACUGGCUAUCUACCUACCGAUGCAAAUGUGAUACUAAGCGUACAUUCAAAGAGUUGUACUUCAGUCGAGUCUGAAUCUUUCGAUUUCUUACAUCAUCGUCAUACGAGAGAAGCAUGUUACGAAAAUUCUACCGCGAGCUCUGUUGACACUGCCGCGUACAUUUUGUCGAACAAUAAUACAACGAGUAAAGUUGAAACCAUGGCCAUUGUAGAAGGUGCGAAGCACGAUACGCAAGGAAAUUCGAGGAACGUGAUACAAACAAAUUCGCACGAGAUAGUUGAUACGAGAAAUACUUUGUUUCGUAACUCUGAACACUGUUACGAUAAAUUGUCGAACGAAAAACCAAUAGGGACAAUUUAUGACCUUACAAAGAGAAACUCUUUUGUUACACAGAACUCGUUGAACGUAGAGUCAACGAAUACCAAUAAAAGUAUUCGCAAAAAACUGUAUACUCGUACAAAUUCACCUAUCGAUCUUCUUCACGCGAAAAGUGAUAAUAAUUUGACGUCCAAGUCGAAAAAGUACAUACAUCCUGCGUUAAAUUCCGGUUCUAAACGGAAAAAAAGGCAUACAAUUUGCACGAGAGGAAAAUUAAACAAACGCUCGUUCGUGUUUAAUAAAAAUUUAACGGAUGGCGAUCGAUUUAGCGUUUUAAAAGAAAAAUGUAGAAGGAGAGAUCGUAGUUAUUUCGACGAUAUUAUUCCGUUAUCCGAUCUUCCUUCGAGGUGUAAAGGUUCGCUCGAUAGAGGUAAUUCUAGUACUAUCAAGAAUUUGACAACACAUCAAAAUUUAAUACAAUGUACGGAUAAAUCUUCGAAUACGUCUAAUAGCAAGAAAUGCGAAAAACAUCAUGAAGCGAUAGAAAGAAGACAACAUUUAAAUCCGGUAGUUUGUUUAAAGCGGUUAUCAGAGUCUGAUUUACAAAAUUUUCAAGAAAAGAAGAGAAAUACGAAAGCAAAAGAUCCUGGCAAUUUAAAUCCAGUAGUUUGUUUAAGGCGGUUAUCUGACAAUGAUAUUAAAAUUACUUGCACCGAUGAUGCAAAGACGACAAGUACAAAUAGUUCGUUACUCCUAGACGUUGAGGUGCAAACCAGCGAUACGAAUAGCAUGCAACAUUCAAGUUUUUUAUUCUGUAAGCCAGAAAGCAUACAUUUUGUCGAGGAUACGGAUAGUAGUUUAAGUACUCUUUUUAUCUAUAAAUGCGAAAGUGGGAUAUUUCAUAACGGUUUUUCUGCGAAUAAAUCGUUUAUGUCGAGUAACAAUCACCAUCGGCUUGACACUGCGGCAAAAGAGAGGUUGAAUCAAACAGAUGGAGAAUUAAAUAGUAAAUUUUUUAGUCAAAAUUUUAUAUCAAACGUCUGUUCGAGGUCGAAAAUAAUGGCAAACAAUAUCAGACAUUUGCAUGACAGUAUUCGCGAUAAGCGCAAAGAUGAGGAUAUACGUAAAAGAAAAAAAUCGAAAAUUUUUCAUAACAUACAAAUCUCCAGCGAUUCGUUUUUCAAGGAGGAUUACGAGCGAGAUGCUAUUCGCCCGUUAAAUGUAUCCGUUAAUUCAAGUAUCGCAUCAUCUUCGGAUAAGUCGAGAGACAUUUGUAAAAAUAGGUUUAACGAUAAUUUAAAUGUAAAUAACGACGAGCCGUGUUUAUCGUUGGACGAAGACGACGGGUUUGUAGAACUUGUACACAAGUAUUACUCUACCUGGAAGUAAGCCGCUAAGGAUACUCUGUCGUUGCGAACAACUUGACAUCAGCUUCCAUUUAGUCAAUAAAGGAUAUUGAAGCGCAAAUGAAGAGUAAUAAAGGAAUAUUUUUGAUACCCAUUUCUCGAAAUUCAGCUUGACGAUGCCUGCCAUUUGGUGUCUGGUAUAUAUGUUACCUUUAAUUUUUAAUGUUUGUUAGCGAGAAGAUAAGAUUGUAUUUAUGUUUUAUACAAACUAUCGUAGUAAAUAAAUAUUGUUACUUUUA
Messenger RNA from Hylaeus volcanicus, 2571 nucleotides. RefSeq lists its product as uncharacterized. The coding region runs from base 351 to 2315 and encodes 654 amino acids. The transcript is spliced from 4 exons. Lineage: Eukaryota; Metazoa; Arthropoda; Insecta; Hymenoptera; Colletidae. The record is from RefSeq and is a predicted model, not a curated record.